AUACAGACAGCAGCAUACAAACAGCAGCAGUGAUACAGGCAGCAGUAUACAGACAGCAGCACACGACAGCAUACAGGCAGCAACGCCUGUCAUCAGAGUGCACACGGAGGGGGAAGAGUCGUGGGUGGAGGUCGCGCUUUUUAAAAGGCGGCGGUGGAGCGAGAGCCGUGUGGGUGGUUGUGUGGCACGGGGAGGCGGUGACAGCAGGUGACCAGGGGCAGCGGGAGAUUGGAAGAAGAAGCAGCAGGAGCAGCAGCUACAGGCAUCGGGCAAGCUACGGCAGCAAAGCCGCAGCAAUCGGCAGCAGGCUGCAAAGCGGCGGUCAUUUAAAACAGCAGGCGACGUACGGGGCGAGUGUAAGAAGCUAACCAGGUGGUCGAGAAGAAGAUUUGCGAGGCGACAAACUCUACGGACGGCUCACGAGCAAGAGAAGCAGAAGCAGGACGAACGGAGAAAGUCGAGGAGCAAGCGACAAACGUCGUCGAAGUCGGCGGGGCUUCUUACAGAGCCGUCUCAAGCCUGCGGCGGCGGAUUGACUGACUGUGGUCGGACGACGGACGGGAACUUCAGCUGGACUGAACGGAACCUACGCAGGCGGCGAGCUGCAGGUGGACACGCGAGGCCGUGGGGCGAUGAACGGCUUCAGCACGGAGGAGGACAGCCGCGACGGGCCCUUGGGCCAGACAUGUUGCCUCAUCGACGACGGAGAGCGGUGCGGGCGACCGGCGGGCAACGCGAGCUUCAGCAAGAGGAUCCAGAAGAGCAUCUCGCAAAAGAAGCUCAAGCUGGACAUUGACCGCAGCGUAAGUCUUGUGCGGCACUUGUACAUCUGCGACUUCCACAAGAACUUCAUCCAGAGCGUGCGCAACAAGAGGAAGCGCAAAGGCAGUGAUGACGAAGGAGGAGACUCGCCCGACCAUGAUCUGGAGUCACCCGAGGUGGAUUUGUUUCAGCUGCAGGUGAACACUCUGAGGCGGUACAAGCGGCACUACAAACUGCAGACAAGGCCAGGCCUCAACAAGGCACAGCUCGCGGAGACAAUCAGCCGCCACUUCCGGACCAUACCUGUGAGCGAGAAGGACACGCUCACCUACUUCAUUUAUAUGGUCAAGAACAACAAGAGCAAGCUGGACCAGAAGCCGGAAACGGUCACCGGAUAGAGGUCCCCUCUCUCCGCCCCCAUCAAAGGGUAGUCCCACCCGAACCCCGAGUCCGCUCGCCCACACGCACAUACACCGAGCCUCGCGCACACGCACCGACCGACCGCACGGAAACACGAGGCAACUGCAGCCCUGUGUACUCUCCUUCCAUUUUCCUACUUCACACCACGGGGGUUGCGAGUGCCACGAGUGCCAUGAGUGCGGAGGUCACGCACGUGGGUUCCCGCUUAUUGCUCCGUGAACGUGGAGUCAACCUCCACCAAUGACUCACGCGGCGUUGGCAACGCCAUAAGUGUGGCCAGUGCUCAUACUGAGAUCGCCAAUUAAUGGAGAGGUCAUUUUUUUUUAUUGGAGAUUGGGGUGGGGGGCGAUCAGGGACUCGGCUGAACAUGGUGCAUGUUGAGGCCAUGUACAGUAUCUCUCAUGUGCCGAGUUUGCUGCUCCCAUCGUUUCCCAUUGAUCAGUUUUUUUUGUGAACGUAAGACACCUUAAGCUGUCAGCGGGUUGACGAAACGUGGUUGUUACUUUUUUAAGUCUCUCCAAUCCCUUGCACUCGGCGUGCAGUCGGCAAAGACGCUGAGGCACGAGGAUGCCUUGGUUGGGAUUGGCCCCAGCACGUUGUUGACUCGCCGGUCCGAGUUGAGCGCUUUCCUACUCGGCACUUGGCGCUUCUAGGCGUCCCUUUUGGCAAUCUGGCACCAACGGUUGUCAGUGUUGGCCACAUUCAGAGAUGCGAAAAUAAAUGAAUGCCGACCCCCAGUGAAGGCUUUGGAAAAAUGCAUCCUGGCAGCAAAAAUACGAAUCCCAGCAAAGUCUGCGUUUGGCUCCCAACAAAUUAAGAUUGAGGAGCUUAACGUGUAUUGUGCCGUAGGAUUUAUCGCAUUUGCUCAUGAAGCUUGCCGAUUGGCGAGUUCCGAAAAAUGCAUCUUUGCGUGAGAACUAGUCAAGACACUGACACGAGAGAGAGCCUGCGUAUGCACGGGCUUAAAGAGCAAACUCACUUUUUCCACCAAUCACAAGGCCUCGAUGACCGAGUAAUAUCAUACUCUUUUAAGAUUUUAAACAUUUCCUGUUUUUUUUUACGCCCGGUUUAAAAGGAUGUGGCUCUUUCUCGGGCCUGUUAAUGACCCGACCCCCCUCCCUGCUCUUUUGACCAUUGGGGGGGGGUGGUCAUCUCAUUUUAAAAGCUCGUAUAUUUAGUCAAGUGGUAUAAAUUCCAUGUUCCUGCGGUGUGGUGGCGUUUUAUGGUGUAUCUCGGCGUCACCGAAAAUCCUCCUCGCCGUUUGUCGCGUGCGAAGGCUGAAAGACAACACGCUGCCAGGAUGCGUUUUGCUGUGUUUCUGGGUGCUAUUGUUGGCGGACGGAAAUAACAGGUGGGCUGUCCGAGCCGUACGUUUUUCUGCUCGUCCACCAAAAACACAAGCACUGGAGAUGAAGAGGUCGACAGGUUUCGUGUGGUUUUUAACUGCCAAACUGAAAGCCUUUACUGGAUACAAAUGUAAUUGAAGUGUAGGGUUAUAAAAAAAAAAGCGACAUUAAUUUUUUUUUAGUUUUUUUUACGUGAUGAAAGAGAAAAUGUAAUAAAUUAAUUUAGUAAGAAAAAGCAAGGUAAACAGGAAAAAAAACUUUCGCAGAUGUAAAGUGUAAGUGUCGAGCUUUAUAUGAACGUUACGUGCAUUUGACCCAUAUUUAAUUUGCGGUUUGCGCCUUGACCGCUCUCGUUGGCCAGCAUCACGUUUGCAGAGCCAUCGAGAGUCGUCACUUAACCACAGAUUUUUUUUUUUACGUGUUCACCAAAGCUUUUAUUGAAAAAAAAUGACGUGUACAUUUGCUUCCCAACUACAAAAUAAAGACAAGUUUUAAA
Molecule: messenger RNA, 3024 nt
Organism: Petromyzon marinus (sea lamprey)
Lineage: Eukaryota; Metazoa; Chordata; Hyperoartia; Petromyzontiformes; Petromyzontidae
Gene: SAP30
Product: Sin3A associated protein 30
Biological process (GO): regulation of DNA-templated transcription
Cellular component (GO): histone deacetylase complex
Molecular function (GO): protein binding; transcription coregulator activity
Source: RefSeq, a predicted model, not a curated record